Molecule: messenger RNA, 1368 nt
Organism: Patella vulgata (common limpet)
Lineage: Eukaryota; Metazoa; Mollusca; Gastropoda; Patellidae
Product: D-beta-hydroxybutyrate dehydrogenase, mitochondrial
Exons: 7
Coding region: 149-1231 (360 amino acids)
Molecular function (GO): oxidoreductase activity
Source: RefSeq, a predicted model, not a curated record
GUGUGGGGGGAGGAGGCACACCCCUGCACCCGCCUCCGUAUCUGCACUCGGCUGUUGCAGUCUGACCUAUUGUUAACCCCGGGUCGUAAGUCAUGUGAUUAUGUUUUAAUGACCCAGAUGGAAUAAUUAGGCAGGGCGGCUUCGAAGAAUGGAGAGACCGCCAGUUAUACCCACAUUUUAUUAUAAAGGCGUCGCCACAUCUGCUGGUAUUUUAAUGGUAUGGAUGUUUAUAUAUGAACUGAUUUGUAUGGUUAUGCUAUCUAUGGUGUUAUAUGGUGUUUAUCAUUAUACAAUAUACAAAAGAAAUAAAGAAGUUAAAAUAGAUGUGACAGGAAAAGCUAUAUUUAUAACUGGAUGUGAUACUGGCAUUGGACAUGAACUGGCAUUAACAACUAAUGAUCAAGGAUUUGUUGUAUUUGCUGGUUGCUUGGAUCCAGAUGGUAAUGGUGCUGAAAUACUAAGGUCAAGGUCGUCUAAGAGAAUUCAUAUAGUUAAAUUAGAUGUAACUAACGAUGAACAAGUAGAAGACAGUCUGCAAUAUGUGAAAAAUACAUGUAAAGAAAGUGAUCUGGUAUUAUGGGGUUUGGUGAACAAUGCUGGCAUAGUAGUUGAUGGUCUAAUAGAAUUACUCAAUAUAUCUGCUUAUAAACAAGUCGGGGAUAUAAACCUGUAUGGUGUAGUUCGUGUUACUAAAGCUUUCCUACCCUUACUUCGGCAAUCAAAAGGUCGUAUCAUGAACGUAUCCAGUGAACGGGGUAUAAGAUUUCCUUACGGAUCAUAUGUCUACUGUAUGUCUAAAACAGGAGUGGAAGCAUUUUCUGACAGUCUUCGUCUAGAAAUGUCUAGAUUUGGUGUAAGGGUUAGCAUUAUAGAACCAGGACAUUUUGGUAUAGCUACUUCUAUAGUUCAAAAGCCAGUUAUUGAUAGGAACAGAAAACUAUUGGAAACCGAAUAUGAAAACUCAUCGAACUGUUUAAAAGGUGUAAAAGAAGUAUAUUGUCAACAUGAUAUUAACUCUGUAUUAAAUGCUAUGGUAGACUCAGUAUCAAAUAGUUCAACUCAUGUACAACCUUUAAUAGCUGUCAUGUCUAAUUCACUGAUUGGUCCAAAUCCGGAAGAGCGCUAUUUGGUUGCUGGUACAAAUGGUUACUAUGAUCCAAGAACAAUAAUCUGUAGAAUGAAGCCAUUUUUGCCCGACUCCAUUCUUGACAUAAUAACUGGAAUGGUAUAAGUAGUCUACAAUGCAGAAGAAUAAAAUAUUGUAGUCAAUCAUUAUGUGUGUAUUAAAGUGUGUAUUAACUUGAAAACGUGACCUGUAUGUGUCACGAAACGUCGUUAUUAACUAAUAGAGAAUUAGCUAUAUCCAAA